GGCGGAAGCUGGUGCGGUUCGCGGCCGGCGGUUGCCGAGUGGACCCGGACGCGGCUGGACGCCGAGCCCUCUGUCCGGCGCCCGCCGCGGGCCGCCACCAUGUCGCUGCUGCAGUCUGCGCUCGACUUCCUGGCCGGCCCGGGCUCCCUGGGUGGUGCUGCCGGCCGCGACCAGACUGAUUUCGUGGGGCAGACAGUGGAGAUGGGCGAGCUGCGGCUGCGGGUGCGGCGGGUCCUGGCCGAAGGAGGGUUUGCAUUUGUGUAUGAAGCUCAAGAUCUGGGGAGUGGCAGAGAGUAUGCGUUGAAGAGAUUACUGUCCAACGAAGAGGAGAAGAACAGAGCCAUCAUUCAGGAAGUGUGUUUCAUGAAAAAACUUUCAGGCCACGCAAAUAUUGUCCAGUUUUGUUCUGCAGCGUCGAUAGGAAAAGAGGAGUCAGACACCGGGCAGGCCGAGUUCCUGCUGCUCAUGGAACUCUGCCGAGGGCAGCUGGUGGAAUUUUUAAAGAAAAUUGAAUCUAAAGGUCCGCUCUCGUGCGAUACCGUCCUGAAGAUAUUCUAUCAGACGUGCAGGGCGGUGCAGCACAUGCACAGACAAAAGCCACCCAUCAUCCACAGAGACCUCAAGGUUGAAAAUUUGCUGCUCAGUAACCAGGGGACCAUUAAGCUGUGCGACUUCGGCAGUGCCACGACCAUAUCGCACUACCCGGACUACAGCUGGAGCGCCCAGCGCCGGGCCCUGGUGGAGGAGGAGAUCACCAGGAACACGACUCCCAUGUACAGGACGCCGGAGAUCGUGGACUUGUACUCGAACUUCCCGAUCGGCGAGAAGCAGGACAUCUGGGCCCUGGGCUGCAUCCUGUACCUGCUCUGCUUCGGGCAGCACCCGUUUGAGGACGGGGCGAAGCUCCGCAUCGUCAACGGCAAGUACGCGAUCCCUGCCGACGACACACGCUACUCCGUGUUCCACGGCCUCAUCCGUGCCACGCUCAGGGUCAACCCUGAGGAGCGGCUGUCCAUCACGGAGCUGGUGAGCCAGCUCCAGGAGAUCGCGGCCGCCCGCAACGUGAACCCCAAGUCGCCCAUCACCGAGCUCCUGGAGCAGAACGGAGGCUACGGGCACGCGGCCCCUCCUGGGGGCUCCGCAGGCAGCGGCUGCGGUGGAGGCCUGGUGGUCGCCGAGUACGACCAGCCCUAUGGCGGGUUCCUGGACAUUCUGCGGGGCGGCACCGAGCGCCUCUUCACCAACAUCAAGGACACCUCCUCCAAGGUCAUCCAGUCCGUUGCCAAUUAUGCGAAGGGAGAUUUGGAUCUUUCUUACAUCACGUCCAGAAUUGCAGUGAUGUCAUUCCCGGCGGAAGGUGUGGAGUCGGCCAUCAAGAACAACAUCGAAGACGUGCGGUUGUUUCUGGACGCGAAGCACCCGGGCCGCUACGCUGUCUACAACCUGUCCCUGAGGACGUACCGGGCCUCCAAGUUCCACAACCGGGUCUCCGAGUGUGGCUGGGCAGCCCGACGGGCCCCGAGCCUCCGUAGCCUGUACAGCCUCUGCAGGAACAUGCACGCCUGGCUGCGCCAGGACCCCGGGAACGUCUGCGUGGUGCACUGCGUGGACGGGAGGGCCGCCUCUGCCGUGGCCGUCUGCUCCUUCCUGUGCUUCUGCCGCCUCUUCAGCACCGCAGAGGCCGCCGUGUACAUGUUCAGUAUGAAGCGCUGCCCGCCGGGCAUCUGGCCGUCCCACAAAAGGUACAUCGAGUACAUGUGCGACAUGGUGGCAGAGGAGCCCAUCACGCCCCACAGCAAGCCCAUCCUGGUGAAGGCCGUGGUCAUGACGCCUGUGCCCCUAUUCAGCAAGCAGCGGAACGGCUGCCGGCCCUUCUGCGAGGUCUAUGUGGGGGAUGAGCGUGUGACCACCACGUCCCAGGAGUACGACAAGAUGAGGGAUUUUAAAAUCGAGGACGGCAAAGCGGUCAUUCCCCUGGGCAUAACGGUCCAGGGAGACGUGCUCAUCAUCAUCUAUCACGCGAGGUCCACCCUGGGAGGAAGGCUGCAGGCUAAGAUGGCGUCCAUGAAGAUGUUCCAGAUCCAGUUCCACACAGGGUUUGUGCCUCGGAAUGCAGCUACUGUGAAAUUUGCAAAGUAUGACCUGGACGCUUGUGACAUUCAGGAGAAAUAUCCCGAUUUAUUCCAAGUGAACCUGGAGGUGGAGGUGGAGCCCAGAGAUAGGCCCGGUCACGAGGCCCCACCCUGGGAGACUGCGAGCAUGCGGGGGCUGAACCCCAAGAUCCUGUUUUCCAGCCGCGAGGAGCAGCAAGACAUCCUGGCGAAAUUUGGAAAACCAGAGCUCCCCAGGCAGCCAGGCUCCUCUGCGCAGUAUGAUGCCGAGGCCGGGCCUGCGGACGCCGAGCCCCCGGAGUUGGACUCACUGCACAGCAGCGGGGACACCGACCGCUUUCUGCACACGCUGGACUGGCGGGAGGACGGGGAUUGCACGACAGCCCCAGAGGGUCACCUUGCCGAGGAGGGUCCGUCUGCUGCGGCCGAGGACGGACGUGUGAGCGAGCCGUCUGACGAGGAAGCCCCAACGCUGUCAGCUGAGAGCGGGGACGUGGCCGACGAGGACACGCCAGGCCCAGACCUGCCGCAGGAGGACGGUGUGGACCUCCUGGGGCUGCACUCCGAGGCAGGGCCGGUGCCCCCCACGCAGGCCCGCGGGGGCCCCCCCAGCAACGCGGACCUGCUCAGCCGCCUCCUGGGGGCCCCGGCAGCUGCUCCAGAGGGUGCCGCAGGCGGUCUGUUCGGCGGGGACGCGGCGCUGCUCUUCACCAGCCCGGCCUCUGCCCCGAGCACACGGACCACGGUCCCGGCCGCGGACCCGUUUGACCCUCUCCUGCUGCCAUCUGACCCGGACGCCCAGCCCCACUCCCAGCCCGACCUCUUUGGCGAAUUUCUUAAUUCGGACUCUCCAGCCACCCUGCCUGCAUCCUUCCCUGCCACCCACAGCGCCCCACCCCUGGCCCACGGCACCAACUUCCUGCAUCUGGGUGACCUGCCAGCGGAGCCCAGCAAGAUGACAACCUCUACCAGCCACCCGGACCUGCUGGGAGGAUGGGACGCCUGGGCUGAGGCCCCGGCCCCCACACCAGCUGCAGAAGGCCCCUUCGUCUCUCCUGGAGGCCAGCCGGCACCUCCUGGCCCCCCAGCCAGCCAGACCAAGUCUCAGAGCCAGGACCCAUUUGCAGACCUCGGCGACCUCAGUUCCGGCCUCCAAGGCUCGCCCGCUGCAUCUACUCCUGGGGGCUUCGGUCCCAAAGCAGCGCCCCCUCCCAAGGCCAGCGGCUCCUGGCAGACGAGCCGGCCCCCAGCCCAGGGCGCCCCGUGGCCCCCCCAGGCCAAGCCAGCCCCCACGGCCAGUGCACAGCCACGGCCAAACUACAACUCCAGCUUCAGUGUGAUUGGCAGCCGGGAGGAGAGGGGCGUCCGCGCCCCCAGCUUUGGUCCAAAGCCAAGGGUGUCGGAGAACGAUUUCGAAGACCUGUUGUCCAACCAGGGCUUCUCCUCCCGGGCCGACAGGAAGGGGCCGAGGACGAUCGCCGAGAUGAGGAGGCAGGACCAGGCGCGGGACUCAGACCCGCUCAAGCUGAAGCUCCUGGACUGGACGGAGGGCAAGGAGAGGAACAUCCGCGCCCUGCUGUCCACGCUGCACACGGUGCUGUGGGACGACGAGAGCCGCUGGACGCCCGUGGGCAUGGCCGACCUGGUGACGCCUGCGCAGGUGAAGAAGCAGUACCGCCGCGCUGUGCUGGUGGUCCACCCGGACAAGGCCCGGGGGCAGCCCUACGAGCAGCACGCCCGCAUGGUCUUCAUGGAGCUCAGCGACGCCUGGGCCGAGUUCGAGAGCCAGGGCUCCCGGCCGCUCUUCUGAGCCCACGGUCGCAGCUGCGCGCAGCUCGUGGAGCUGGAAGCUGCCGGCUGGCCUGGAGGGUUGCACGUGGGCCAGGGCGGCACGGGCUGGCGCGGCCGCGGCUGGCAUCACGUCACGCCCGCCAUGCUCAGCGGAUCCAGAGCCAGCGCCACUCCCUUCACAGGAGGAGAAAGCAUUCCAAAGCCUCCGAGUUCUUUCUUUCUCUCUUCUGGUCCUGAAGGAAAGGUGACGAUUUGCACUCCUCCCACGCGUGUCACAGUCUGUGAUUUGUUUUAUCCGUGGUGCGCCCACUGGGGAGAUGGCGCUGCUCAGCUGUCCUCCAGAGUCCGGUCCUGAACGUUCACGUCUCCCCUCGUAAUCAGCCUGGUGACGCCUGUACAUAAUUAAACUAUUUUCUGACGCCCCUCCUCCGGGGCUGCACACCA
Lagenorhynchus albirostris (white-beaked dolphin) is the source of this 4346-nucleotide messenger RNA. RefSeq names its product cyclin G associated kinase (gene GAK). Gene Ontology annotation, molecular function: protein serine/threonine kinase activity; ATP binding; AP-2 adaptor complex binding. Bases 100 to 3921 code for a protein of 1273 amino acids. The transcript is spliced from 28 exons. Gene Ontology annotation, biological process: protein phosphorylation; regulation of clathrin-dependent endocytosis; positive regulation of Notch signaling pathway. The record is from RefSeq and is a predicted model, not a curated record. NCBI's taxonomy places the organism in Eukaryota, Metazoa, Chordata, Mammalia, Artiodactyla, Delphinidae. Gene Ontology annotation, cellular component: cytoplasm.